AAUACUGGGGAGUUGCUGGGGAGAGGAAAUUCUAAAAAUUAUUAAACGAUUCAAUGAGAUCAAUUUAAUAAAAGAAACUCAUUAUUUACACCAACACGUAGAAAAUAAAGCGCAAUGAAAAUCACUUGUUCCAAAUCAAACCCACCUUUAGGUGGUUUGCUCGCUGCUGAGUUGUAUAGGCCUGCUGCUAAAGGCUUGGAAAUUGAAUGGGGUAGUGAUUCUUCAGUAAAGCUACCUAAUUCAUCAAAAAAUGUGCCAUAUGGUACUAGCAACGACUUGAUUAGAAUCCUGGAGAAUGCAUUUAAUAAACCGGCGAGCCCACUGGAGAGAGUCACAAUGAACCAUUGGCUAUCAUUUAGCCUUAUUUUAGAGGAAGAAAUUCCAAAAUCCUUAGAAUAUCUAGAUAAGAUUUUGGGCCCACUGACAUUUUUAGUAGGAGAAAAUUUAUCAGUGUCUGAUCUAGCAGUUUUUAGUAUAUUGUUUGUUUCUAACAAAGUCAAGGAAGUGUUGAAAUCAAAUUCUCUGAACAAUGUCCAGAGAUGGAUGAAGUUGAUCCAAGCACAGGAGCCUGUAGCAAAAGCUCUGAAAGAAAUCCCUAGUGAUGUCAUGGAAACCCUGGCUAAGGCUUCUUCAAGAAGAUCCCCUGUAGCAACAAAAGAGUCAGCUGGUCGUCAACAGGAAGGAAAGUUUGUUGAUCUACCUCAUGCUGAAAUGGGAAAAGUGGUUGUUAGAUUCCCGCCAGAGGCAUCAGGUUAUCUGCAUAUUGGUCAUGCAAAGGCAGCUCUACUCAACCAGUACUAUCAACAAGCUUUUCAAGGCAAAUUGAUUAUGAGAUUUGAUGACACCAACCCAGCUAAGGAGAAUGCUGAGUUUGAGAAGGUGAUUUUGGAAGAUGUUGAAAUGUUGGAGAUCAAGCCCGACAUGUUCACUCAUACGUCACAAUACUUCGACCUCAUGUUACAAUAUUGUGAGAAAUUAAUAAAAGAAGGAAAAGCAUUUGUGGACGACACUCCAGCAGAGCAGAUGAAGUCUGAAAGGGAACAAAAAAUCGAGAGCAAAAACAGGAAUAACUCUGUCGAGAAGAACCUAAAACUGUGGGAGGAAAUGAAGAUAGGCAGUGAUAUUGGUAUCCAAAACUGUGUGAGAGCUAAGAUUGAUAUGCAGUCUACUAACGGUUGUAUGAGGGAUCCAACUAUUUACCGUUGUAAGCCAGAGGUUCACCCACGCACUGGAACCCAAUAUAAGGUGUACCCAACUUACGAUUUUGCCUGUCCCAUAGUGGAUGCUAUAGAGGGCGUCACCCACACGUUGCGUACUAUGGAGUAUCACGACAGGGAUCCACAGUUCUACUGGUUCAUUGAUGCCCUUGGUCUCAGGAAGCCCUAUAUCUGGGAAUACAGCAGAUUAAGUAUGACCAACACAGUGCUCUCUAAAAGAAAAUUAACUUGGUUUGUUGAACAGGGACAUGUAGAUGGAUGGGAUGACCCACGCAUGCCAACUGUUCGGGGGGUGCUUCGCCGCGGUAUGACGGUGGAGGGGCUACGUCAGUUCAUCCAAGCGCAGGGCUCCAGCAGAUCGGUUGUCUUCAUGGAAUGGGAUAAAAUUUGGGCUAUCAAUAAAAAGGUUAUUGAUCCAAUAGCCCCACGCUACACAGCUCUCGAAUUGAAACCUGUGCCAGUCAAUUUGAAGGGUGUGGCGGGAGACAGCAAGUUGUCUGUGGCACUUCACCCCAAAAACCCUGACAUUGGAACGAAGACUGUUUGGGUGUCCAAGAGACUACUCAUUGAUCAAGUUGAUGCUAAAACUCUGAAGGAAGGAGAAAAUGCCACCUUCAUUAACUACGGAAAUAUAAUGAUUCACAAGAUACACAGAGACAAAGAUGGCACAGUCACAAGCAUUGACGGUACACCCAACCUCGACAAUAAGGACUAUAAGAAGACGUUGAAACUGACGUGGCUGGCCGACACCACACAGUCCCCGAUGGUCGAAACCUACUGCGUAUACUUCGACCACAUUAUAUCUAAAGCUCUGCUAGGAAAGGACGAAGAUUUCAAACAGUACAUCGGUCAUAAAACGAGAUGGGAGAUACCAAUGCUUGGUGAACCCGAACUCGCUCAUCUGAAAGUGGGCGACAUAAUUCAGCUGCAGCGGCGCGGGUUCUUCCGCGUGGACGUCGCGGCCGGUUCCCCCUCCCUGCACACCGCCCGCGCCGCACCCCUCGUCCUGUUCCACAUACCGGACGGACACACCAAGGAAAUGCCUGGACAGCCCAAACCUACUACUCAAGCUGCCCCAGCGAAGCAGAAGGCAACGUCCAAUGACGCUGACAAGCUGAACGCUGAUAUAACGAAACACGGGGAUCUGGUGCGAUCUCUCAAAGCUGCCAAGGCCGAGAAGGCCAAGGUCGACGAAGCCGUAAAGGUGUUGCUAGAACUGAAGAACAAAUACAAAGCUGCCACAGGACAGGAUUGGAAACCGGGCGCCGCACCAGCCGCGCCGGCCGCCAAGAAAGAGUCGGCGAAUUCAGCGGAAGGUCUAAACCAGGAGAUCACCAAACAAGGAGACCUUGUUCGUUCUCUCAAAGCAGCGAAGGCCGAGAAAGCAAAAAUCGACGAAGCGGUUAAGACGUUGCUGGAUUUGAAGGCCAAAUAUAAGGCUGAAACAGGACAGGAUUGGAAGCCAGGCGCAACUCCCGCCGCGCCGGCCGCUAAGAAGGAGACAGGAAAUGCGGACAGUCUGAACCAGGAGAUCACGAAACAAGGAGAUCUAGUGCGCUCCCUCAAAUCCGCUAAAGCUGAGAAGGCGAAGGUGGACGAAGCCGUGAAGAUACUGUUGGAGUUGAAGGCCAAAUACAAGGCGGCUACUGGACAGGAGUGGAAGCCCGGAGCGGCGCCUGCAGCAGCUGCGCCGACGACGCAAAGCAACGACGACGUCGCUAAAGUGUUGUCGCAGAUCGCCGCUCAGGGCGACAAAGUGAGAAAACUCAAAGGGGACAAGGCGGAUAAAGCGACUAUUGACGUUGAGGUCAAGAAUCUGCUGAACCUGAAAGCCCAGUACAAGGCUCUGACGGGCAGCGAGUGGACACCGAAGGCGGCUGCGCCUGUAGCAACUGCUGCGGCAACUCCUCAAGCUACAGCGUCACAGAGCACAAUGAACGGCGCUAGCGGCGACGCGGCGGCGCUCGCGGCCGAGGUGGCCCGCCAGGGCGACUUGGUGCGAGAACUCAAAGGGAAGAAAGCUGAUAAGACAACGAUAGACGCGGAAGUGAAGAAGCUUCUAGACUUGAAGGCAAAAUACCAGGCGGAGACAGGAACGGCGUACGCAGCGCCGGCCGCCGCGCCCCGCGCCGCCAAGGAGAAGAAGGACAAACCCAAGGAGGCACCUAAACCGAAAAAGGAACAGAAACCGAAGGAGCAGUCUCCCAAGCCCAGUCAAGAGGAGUCGUCUUCCGGCGUGAAGAAAGUGACGCGGCUGGGUAUGGAGGCCAGCAAGGAGACCGACCUGCCCGAGUGGUACUCGCAAGUUAUUACUAAAUCGGAAAUGAUCGACUACUACGACAUAUCUGGGUGCUACAUUCUGCGGCCGUGGUCGUACAGCAUCUGGGAGGUCAUCCGCAACUUCCUCAGCACAGAGUUCAAGAAGCUCGGCGUCAAGGACGGAUACUUCCCCAUAUUCGUUUCUAAGGCGGCCCUGGAGCGCGAGAAGGAGCACAUAGCGGACUUCGCGCCGGAGGUGGCGUGGGUGACGCACUCCGGCAGCAGCGAGCUGGCCGAGCACAUCGCCGUGCGGCCCACCUCCGAGACCGUCAUGUACCCCGCGUACGCGCGCUGGAUACAGUCGCACAGGGAUCUGCCGCUCAAACUCAACCAGUGGAACAACGUCGUGAGAUGGGAGUUCAAACAGCCGCAGCCCUUCUUGAGAACCCGCGAGUUCCUGUGGCAGGAGGGCCACAGCGCCUUCCGAACUAUCGAGGAAGCGGCCGAAGAGGUUUUGCAGAUAUUAGAGUUGUACGCGAGAGUUUACGAGGAGCUGCUGGCGAUACCCGUGAUCAAGGGCCGCAAGACCGAGAAAGAGAAGUUCGCGGGAGGCAACUACACCACCACAGUGGAGGCGUUCAUACCGGCCAGUGGCAGAGGAAUACAGGGGGCGACUAGUCACCACCUCGGCCAGAACUUCUCGCGGAUGUUCGAGAUAGUGUACGACGACCCCGACACGCACGAGAAGGCCUACGUCUACCAGAACUCAUGGGGACUCACCACCAGGACCAUUGGUGUAAUGGUACUCGUGCACGGCGACAACAAGGGCUUAGUCCUGCCGCCGCGGGUAGCAGACAUCCAGGUGAUCGUGGUUCCGUGUGGCAUAACAGCGUCCAGCUCGCCCGAGGAGCGCAAGAGCUUGAUGGAAGCGUGCCAGCAGCUUGUCGGCGAGCUGCUCGCGGCGGGAAUACGAGCGGACGGCGACUACCGCGAAAACUACUCGCCCGGGUGGAAGUUCAACCACUGGGAGCUUAAGGGUGUACCGAUUCGCGUGGAAUUGGGGCCGAAGGACAUAGCGAAGGGCCAGGUGGUGGCGGUGAAGCGAGUGACGGGAGACAAGCUGACGCUGGCGCGGACCGCCGCGCCCGCCCGCCUCGUCGCGCUGCUGGAUGAGAUACACACAGAAAUGUUCAACAAGGCAGUCAAAGAGCGUGACGAGAGACUGUCGGUGGUCACAAAAUGGGAAGACUUCACAGAGGCUCUCGAGAGGAAACACAUAUUGAUGGCGCCUUUCUGUGGAAAUAUCCCCUGUGAAGACAACAUUAAGAAUGACAGUGCAAGAACUGAAGAUGAUCCAACAAAUGAAGUUAAAGGGCCUGCUAUGGGAGCCAAGUCACUGUGUGUUCCGUUCGUUCCACCCAGACAGCUUGCUGCGGACGACAAAUGUAUCCAUCCAGGAUGCAAAGAUAAACCCAAGUUUAUUACUUUGUUUGGCAGAAGUUAUUAAAAUUGUUUUUAUAAGUCAAACUUUUUUAUGUAAAA
Aricia agestis (brown argus) is the source of this 5018-nucleotide messenger RNA. RefSeq names its product bifunctional glutamate/proline--tRNA ligase (gene GluProRS). Gene Ontology annotation, molecular function: ATP binding; proline-tRNA ligase activity; glutamate-tRNA ligase activity. Gene Ontology annotation, biological process: glutamyl-tRNA aminoacylation; translation; prolyl-tRNA aminoacylation. The record is from RefSeq and is a predicted model, not a curated record. Bases 115 to 4983 code for a protein of 1622 amino acids. The transcript is spliced from 30 exons. NCBI's taxonomy places the organism in Eukaryota, Metazoa, Arthropoda, Insecta, Lepidoptera, Lycaenidae. Gene Ontology annotation, cellular component: cytoplasm; aminoacyl-tRNA synthetase multienzyme complex.